This is a messenger RNA of Mauremys reevesii (Reeves's turtle), 951 nucleotides long. RefSeq names its product zona pellucida sperm-binding protein 3-like. The transcript is spliced from 4 exons. Gene Ontology annotation, molecular function: acrosin binding. Gene Ontology annotation, biological process: binding of sperm to zona pellucida; positive regulation of acrosome reaction; egg coat formation. The record is from RefSeq and is a predicted model, not a curated record. NCBI's taxonomy places the organism in Eukaryota, Metazoa, Chordata, Testudines, Geoemydidae. Gene Ontology annotation, cellular component: extracellular matrix. The coding region runs from base 188 to 490 and encodes 100 amino acids.
AGCAUUGCUGGCAUGAGUGAUGGACAGGAAGGAGGCUGACAACACAGGUGAUCCUGGGAUACAGCUAAAUAUGGGGUGACCGGAGUUAUGAGCCAGCAUGACUCCAUCCCCAUCCUGCUCUUAGUAAGGCUCCCUGGAGUAUCGCAUCUGUGUCUGGACACUUUCCUGAUGACUGAGGGUGUCGAGUAUGCAGGCUACUCUGAUGACCCCAGAUUCCCUGGUUUACAGCACAAGCCUGAAUUAUAACCCCACCCCUGCCAGCAACCCAGUGAUCCUGAGAACCAAUCCAGCUGUGAUUCCUAUUGAGUGUCACUAUCCCAGGAAGGACAAUGUGAGCAGUAAAGCCAUCAAGCCCACGUGGGUUCCCUUCAGCUCCACCCUGUCUGCUGAGGAGAGGCUGAGUUUCUCACUGCACCUGAUGAAUGCUGCAACCUGUUCUCUGGGUGCUUCCUCCACUCCAGCACAAAGGCUGGCCCAGAUUAGAAGGUGAAAAAAGCAGACAAGGGAAGACAUGUUCUGUGAUUUGAUGCGUUCCUCCAAGGCUGACAGGGCCCAGCUGAAUGCAUGGAGGCUGCUAUUGGAGAGUAUGUGCACUGACCAAGAGGGCAGGAAAGCAUGCAGGGAACAAGAGUGUAACACGCAAGAGAUGUUGCAGCUUAUGGGGGAGCAAACAGAUAUGUUGAGGUGUCUGGUUGAGGUGCACGAAAGGCAACUAGACCUUAGAGUCCUGCUGCACCCAGUGAUGAACCAGCUGCCCUCCUCACCAAGUUCUAUAUCCUCCUCUCCCAGACGUCCUAGCAUGCAAGGGGGGGAGAAGCUCCUUGAACUCGACUCCAGGGGAUGGUUCAUGGAGCAGAAGGCUCCCAUUCCCACAGCUUUGAUUACUAGACAGUGCAAUUGUAAUAAGCUAUGUGUCCUUGCCCCUCCUUCCCUGUGUUAUCAGGCCCUUAG